AUGACAGAGGUCGACGCUUUAAGCACCGAGGAUGACACGGUCGGCCGGCAUGACGAGUUGAAGCAGUUGAGAGGUGCUGUUCGAGCUAGCCAGCACCAGUCGCAAGAGGAUGUGGCGCUUCCAGCACUGGCAUUGCCAAAUGAUCCAUUACGUAACGGGGUGGAGGCAUUCAUCGCUCGCAUUGGCCGCGGACAGAGCAUCCGGCAUGCGGCAGCAUUGCCUCCAGACUUGCAGCAUUGGGCCGCAGCAACUGACGAGCGCUUCACGUGGCUGCCGCAGAUGCGGGGCCUUUUGCGAGACCACUGGGGUCACCAGGCCUUUCGUGGCCUGCAGCUGCCGGUGAUCAAUGCGCUUAUGUCCGGCGAAGAUGUUUUUGCAGUGAUGCCGACAGGUUCUGGGAAGUCCUUGUGCUACCAGCUCCCUGCCAUGGUCCGGGACGGCACGACGAUCGUUGUGUCACCUUUACUGAGCUUAAUGGAGGACCAGGUUUCGAGUUUGCAGAGCCGUGGCAUUGCUGCAGCGCGACUUGGGAGUGAUACUACCCAGGCUGCCACAAAGAAGGUUUUCCAAGAUCUUGCCGGCGGCGAGGUACAGCUCUUGUACGUGUCGCCAGAAAGAAUGGUGGCAGCAAGUGAUAAAACACAAGCUUCCGGCAAAUUGGGUUCAGCUUUGAUGCAGCUGUAUGACUCUGGGCGGAUGGCACUGCUUGUCAUAGACGAGGCACACUGUGUAUCUCAGUGGGGGCUGGAUUUUCGAAGCGACUAUCGCAAGUUGUCGUUCAUGAGGGCCAGGUUUCAUGGCGUGCCCAUGUUGGCAGUGACAGCCAGUGCAACUGCAGCAGUGGAGAAAGAUGUGCUGAAGAGCUUGCGAAUGCAAGAGGCCGUGUGUUUCCAUGACACCUUCGACAGGGCCAAUCUGUUCAUGGAGGUGCGCCCCAAGCAGUCUGAGGAACGUACAAUUCAAGAGCUGGUGGAUCUGGUGUCGGCGCCGACAUCUCCGACCCCGGCGUGUGGUGUGGUGUACGUCCUUGCUCGGCGAGAGGUCGACCGUGUGUGCCAGACCUUAUGCGAACUUGGAGUUCCUUCGUGUCCGUACCACGCUGGGCUGCCAGCUGGAGUUCGCCGCGAGUCGUUUACGAAAUGGAUGCAUGGGGAGUGCCAGCUCAUCGUUGCAACUGUGGCCUUUGGAAUGGGCAUUGACAAGCGGGACGUCAGGUUUGUAUUCCACAUCGAUAUGCCCUCAUCUAUUGAAAAGUAUCAUCAGGAGAUCGGCCGUGCGGGAAGGGACGGUCGGCCUUGCCGGUGCAUUCUCUGGUUCUCGAGAGCCGAUGUUAAGCGGAACAAGGAGAUGUCGCAAAAGCAGUACGAAGUCAAGAGAUGUGAAGAUGCCGGCAAGUUCUUCGGCGAUGAAAUCUGCAGACAUGCUGGGCUGCUGAAACACUUCGGCGAGAAGCCUUCCUUUCAGAACUGUGGAGCCUGUGAUGUUUGCUGCCGCCAGCGGCUCGGGUUGGCAGCUCACGGCCAAGCUCCGCAACGUGAUGUCUCCUCAGAGUGUCAAAAGUUGUUGCAGCUGGCGGAGAGCCUGCUGAAGAAUGGAGUCACUGCAGCCAAGCUUCGCGAUGCAGCCCGGAAACGCAAGGUCGAUGGCACGAAGGCGUUUUCAGCAGCUGUUGCGGCUUCCGAGCAUGCAGCUGCAUUGAAGGACUUCAGCCACAGCCAGGUCGAGGAGAUGAUCAGUAAGCUCUUGCAGAACAAGGUGCUGACGGAGUACAAGGAGAAGAUGUUUGGCAAAGGAAAGGGGAAGUUCAAGGUCCUCAGGCUGAAGCUGGGCCCCAACGCAGAGAAGCUGCGGCAGGGAACUCUCAAAGUGCACCUGCCUCUGCCGGGUGGCUCUGAUGCAAGCACAAUCCGAGUGGAGGAAUCGGAGCCCUUACUACCUCCAGGCGCGGUGGAAGCACAAGCAGAAGCAGAGCAUGUUGAGGACGUCCCAAUGCAGCCUCCGCAGAAACGUCGGUUGAGGAGGAUAACUCAGGAAGCGGAGGCCUCGCUGCCUUCUGCCGACGCUCCCUGCGAGGCCCUGGAGGUCCCGCCUCUGCCGGUGUCGCCGCCCAAGAGACGGAGGCUAACGUCAUCCAAAGCCAAAGCAGUGGACAAAGCAGCUGCGAGGAAGGAGACCUCUCCUCUGGCAGCUUCCCGGCGGUCCUUGCGAGCGGCGAAGGCUCGCCUCUUCUCGCGUGCAGACGACCCGAUCGAGGAGGAAGAGGAGGAAGCCGUGACACCUGGAAUGCCGUGGCCUCCAGAUGUGCCAGACAGCAGCGGCGAUGAACUCGUCUGGGUAGGUGGUGGUGAGGAGCUUCAAACAGCGCCAAGUCCAAGUCGCAAGCGUCGCGAGCAACGCCAUGAGGAACCGGCUUCGCCGUCCAAAGCCACGCAGCCUCCCCCACAGCCUGCAGCCCCUCGGCGAGCCACGACUUCACCGUCCGAAGGCCGUCGGCUUCCCUGGCCAUCGCAUGGAGCCGCGCAGCCUCCGGUGCAGCCUCCGGCGCAGCCUUUGCAGCAGAUGACGCAGCCUCCGCUGCAGCCGCUCCAUUCCCCGGUGCAAGUUUCGGCUCUGCCUGCAGACGAACAGGGAGCCGCGACUUCACCGUCCGAAGGCCGUCGGCUUCCCUGGCCAUCGCAUGGAGCCGCGCAGCCUCCGGUGCAGCCUCCGGCGCAGCCUUUGCAGCAGACGCCACAGCCUCCGCUGCAGCCGCUCCAUUCCCCGGUGCAAGUUUCGGCUCUGCUUGCAGACGAACAGGGAGCCGCGACUUCACCGUCCGAAGGCCGUCGGCUUCCCUGGCCAUCGCAUGGAGCCGCGCAGCCUCCGGUGCAGCCUCCGGCGCAGCCUUUGCAGCAGACGCCACAGCCUCCGCUGCAGCCGCUCCAUUCCCCGGUGCAAGUUUCGGCUCUGCCUGCAGACGAACAGGGAGCCAGUCGAGCAUUGCCUUCGCGGGCAGCCAGACGAAACGCACUUCGCAUAGCUGCUCCGGGUUCCAGCUGA
This is a messenger RNA of Symbiodinium sp. CCMP2592, 3039 nucleotides long. NCBI's taxonomy places the organism in Eukaryota, Dinophyceae, Suessiales, Symbiodiniaceae. The record is from the annotation of a GenBank genome assembly.